CGCGCUGCGUGUAUGGAGGAAGCAGCUGCUGAUCUGAUCUCUGACAUUGUGUGAGACAGACAUCUGAAUAAACUGCGCACAGACGUGUCUUUAAACAUACCGCACCGAGGCACGCCGUGCAUGAUUACCUCUUUGAUUUAAUGGGUCCAAUCAUUGGGAUGUCACCAGAUAAGAAAACGGAAAUUCCGGGUAUGCAAGAGGAGCGGACAGGGCUCAGAGGUGUUUGUGGUGUGGGAACACUGCCUGAGGCAGAGUGUGCAUCCAGUCCGCUGGCGACCAGUGUGGAUCGUACUGGAGGUACCGAGGAUGAGGAGCUCACCAACCUCAACUGGCUGCACGAGAACCUGCUUCAGAACUUCACUCUGGGAGGUCCGGAAGCUCAGCCCAGUGGCAGUCCUUUCUUCGACAUAGAGGGAGACCUCGGGUCCAACCAGGGCCCGUCAUCCUCCUCCUCAUCUUCGUCACACGGCAGAGGCAGGGAGCGGGACUCAUUGAAGUCUAAGCCCCCUUUCUCGUUUUCUCUCCUCAUCUACAUGGCCAUUGAGCAGUCCCCCAGCAAAUCUUUGCCUGUGAAAGAAAUCUACGGCUGGAUUCUCGAGCACUUCCCUUAUUUUUCCAAUGCUCCCACUGGCUGGAAGAACUCAGUUCGUCACAACUUGUCCCUGAACAAAUGCUUCCGCAAGGUCGAGAGGAGUUUGGGAAAGGCCAAUGGAAAAGGUUCGCUCUGGUGUGUUGAUCCCGAGUACCGCCCCAACCUGAUCCAAGCCCUUAAGAAGCAGCACUUCCCUGCCGCACAUGCCUUCUGCACACCACCCGCCUCCCCACCCAGUGCCUCCUCACCCCCUCGCCAUCUCUUUCUACAAGGCUGCUCAUUCAAAGAGUCUGACAUUGAUGCUGCCACUGCCAUGAUGCUCUUAAACUCUGCCCCCGGGCACCACGUUGACCCAUGCAAUUCUGACAGCCCACUGGACCUCUCCCGACCCGACUCUGUCCUGGUGAGCAGCGAUCCAAAGCAGGACCACAACUACAGCAGCGUAGCCCUGCAGCGCUGCUCCUCCCGUUCCUCUUCCUCGUCUCUCUCCUCCUUGGACGAAGGAGGCUGCGACCGCAGGCAGUCCCACCGCGCCGGCAGCGAGGGCUUCCACAGCGACGAGGACUCCGACCUUUGGGAUGAGAGGGGCGUCCACCAGACUUCUCGACGUCCGCCCGCCAUCAAGUGGCCCGCCGGAAAGAGGGCACGGCGCGAGAUCAAGCCAGAGCUGGAUGAGGAGCUGAAGGAAGCCGCUGGCUCCUUGCUGCACCUCGCUGGUAUACGCAGCUGCACGGAGGGCUCCAAACGCACUGUCAAGAGCACAAAACUUAACAGGAAAUGAAGAUUAUUUUUGCCCCCCCAUCAGACUCCGGACCCUGUGAACCCUAACCUCUGACCCCUGAUCGUGUGUCCCAGUGUGCCUCCUUCUCCUUAUCUGAUCGUUCAUUGGCCAUUUUGAGCCUUUUUUUGUUUGGGAAUAUCCCUGUCCAACAAAACAAAUGGCAAUAGUAUCGUUCACACAGGAGAACAAAGCCAUAUAGAGACUUUUGUAUCUCGGGGGUGACUGCUGGGGGUGGGUGUUUGGGCUAUGGAGAACCAUCGAGAAACCUAUCCAAAACGACCUGCCUGCUUCUGUUGGAUUAGAAGAUUGCGAUUCAAGAAUUCUCUCUGAAAGACAAAACGGGAAAAGCUGAAGGUUUUAUAACUCAAGCGUUGCAUGCUUCCUCCUCAAACCUGUAUCCUCUUCCAAGUGAAUCUAUUUAUGAAGCGAAUGAGUGCAUGUUUGUAACAGACAAAACCUAACCUCCUGGUGUUAUCAGUUUCUCCUUUUUGUGCUAAAGAAAAAAAAAUGCCACUGUUUUGAAAGGAAUUCUCGCUCCACAAAUCCUCUUGAAAGAGAGAUGCAAUAAUUAAUCCACAACCCUUAACUUUUUUUGACUUUAUUUCAUGGUGGCAUUUGUCAGAGUUGAGUACGCUAGUUAAACUUUACAAUUAAGAGAAUGAAUGGAGUAGUACUAUGAUCUUGUUAUGCGAUAAACUUAUUACACACGAGCUCUGGCUCUAUUUCAGGAUUAGCAAGAUGUGGAAAUAGUAUUACUCUGCCACUGCCAAAUUUAGUUGCAAAGUUAGCUAUACUACUUCGCUCAAUUUUGUGCGGCCAUUACAGUGCUAUACAAAUGAAAGCUGUUUUGUUUUUUCCUUUGCAAAUCAACUGCUCAUCCUGUCAAUCCCUUUCAUUCAUCAGUGUGUUUUUUUGACAUUUAUUGUGCAGACAUAUAUUCACGUUUGGUGACAGCCUAUGCAAAGUGAACAUCUGCCACAUGUUGCCAGAUGUUCACUGCGUGUUAUAGGUUAUCCUCCAUAGAUUAAUUUUAUUUGUGUGUGUGUGUGUGUGUGUGUGUGUGCGCGCGCGCGCGUGUGCGUGUGUGUGCGUGUUUCAUAGUGCAUGUCGACUUCAUCUUCAACCUGAGAUGGUGGUCGGGACAGAAAAGAGUUUGAAACGGUCAGACUCGUUCCCUCUGCUGACAAAGUAGUCGUACUGCUCCAAUGAAUGUGACUGGUAUAAUGAAAGAUCUGCCUGCUACAGCUGUAUUGUAGGGCUGCUUGGUACUCUGCUUGCUUCUGGUCCUUUUGAAUGCAGAGCUGGUUGAUAGUCAGAAACAGGAGCGGACAGUAAAUUGCCAUAGCUUCUUGCUCCAUUGUUUGGGUUUGCAGUUUGAUUAUACCUCCGUGUGUUCUCCUUGUUUUUUUUAUUUUUAACAGUGUACUUUAGAAAAUUGCAAAAUUAUACAGCUAAUUCUCUGAUGGCUGAUCCUGUGGCAAAGUUAAUUCACAACUUGAGGGAGGGUGUUUCUGUUCUGGUUCAAAUGGAUAAAAGGCACGGAUCGUAGUGCAUAUUCACGUGUGAAGAACAAGAAGGGGACGGUGUAGUCAUGGCCAGAGAGAACUGGACUUUGUAUGUGCAGUCGCUCGCAGGCGAGAUGUUGGAAGACCUGUGCUGCUCUCAUGUUGUGCCCUCAGUUCUGGCUGGCCACUAGUGUUUCGUCCUCGCUCUUCCUCCCCUAGAACAAAAUAAGGAAGUGCACGCUCUCUUCUCAAGCUGUGAAAUGGAGUGUUUAUUGUCAGUUGAUUGCAUGCAGUUCACCGAGGGGAAGUUGUGAGCCACUUGUGUAAAAGGCCACAAUUCUCAUUUGAGCUUUUAAAAAGGCUGCAUGCUCGCAGCGUACAAUACAAGGUAGCAUGGAAGCUCACAGUAGUAACAAAAUGAUUUCUUCCCACAGAUCACACUGUUAGUAUAGCAUGCAUGAUCAGUGCCAAACAUUUUCUUGUGCCACUGAUGUAAAACUGCAAACGGCCAUGGUCACUGUAUUUCCCUGCUGCCACAGUGUAGUUGUGAUUUAAGAGUAACGAUGCCCAAGUUUACUGACUCAUUCGUACAGGAAAUGGGAGAGGACUCCGGUCAGUGCAGUGACUUAACCAAUCUUUGGUUUAUUUUUGUCGCUUUAGAGUGGGAACUGCUCCUAGCAGAGUACGCUUCAGUUCUCAGAAGUAAUACUUGCAUACACUGGUCUUGUUUAGCUGUGAAAAAAAGAACAAAUUAUUGUUCAUUAAUCAUCACCUUAUUUAUGACAUUAAUUUAUGGGAUUAUGAAUGCAUACUCUAUCAAACACUGGUCAUUUGAAAUGAGUGACUGGGCACAUUUAUUUUUCUCCCUCUGUGAACUCCUCUUAAUAAGUAUUUUGUUUUUCUCCUCGUUUUAUUUUAAAGCAAUACACCUUUUUUUCUGUCACUAUGUUAUAGUGAUUAAGUAUUUUGCCAAUGUCUGUCUAUAGAGCGGGUGUUUUUUUUUUUUUCUCUCCCAAUUUAACCAUGACUGCCAGGUUUUCUUGAUGUUUUGUUUUGCUUUUUUGUUAGGCUGGAUAGAAGACAGUUUUAUUAACAUUGAUCCUGAAACCUUUUGUUGCCAAAAUUGUUGUUCAGCUGGGGUAUUAAAUUUAAGAUCGAAACAUUCCCCACGUACUGUAGAAAUUCUUUGAGGAUGAUUGAAUAAUUUUUUAAAAAAAUUUGUCUCAUGUUUAUGUUUAGAUAAUAUGACUAAGUAGUCACAAUUUGAAGAUUAGCUCUCGAUCUCAUCACAGAUUAGAAUCUUUUAAAAGAAACGACUGCCAUUCAUAACUCAUGCUUCCAGGUAUUGUUGUGGGAUGUUGAGAUGUUUAGAAUAUCAGUGAAAACUGGAUCAGACUCAGUCCCCAGGCUGCUGCUGCAUAGUCUCAGACCUACAUUUAAGUAUAACGACAACUGCAGAGAAAUUAUAGAGAGACUCGUUGAGGGAAAUGUCACUCUUUUUUCUGUAGCACUUGCAAAUGAAGCGUUAUGUUGGUCUCUAAGUGACACUGAGUCAGAUCUGUGGAUGAGCUACCUAAACAUUUUGGGGUCGGGCUUACCCAACUCAAACCCCAGUUGCUUUAUCGCUCAACGGCUGUUAUUAAAUAUUGAUUAUGUGAUUCUCAAAAUUCUGUUGCAGUUCCUAAGGGUAUGAUGAACAUUUUGUUGCAUUUGACAAAGCUGCCAACCCAGUAUCAGUUUGUGUCAGUUGUCUGCCAUGUCUAUUGGACCGACACACCUUUUGGUUUUUGUAUGCUAACCUCUGUUGAUAAAAUGUUUAUAAGAUUUAUUUUCGCCAAAGAUAUGCAAUUGCAUUAUAUAUGGUAUUACAAAAUAUUAAUAAAAACCUGUUCUUGUUAUUAC
Epinephelus lanceolatus (giant grouper) is the source of this 4780-nucleotide messenger RNA. RefSeq names its product forkhead box N2a (gene foxn2a). Lineage: Eukaryota; Metazoa; Chordata; Actinopteri; Perciformes; Serranidae. Gene Ontology annotation, molecular function: DNA-binding transcription factor activity; cis-regulatory region sequence-specific DNA binding. The record is from RefSeq and is a predicted model, not a curated record. Gene Ontology annotation, cellular component: nucleus. Gene Ontology annotation, biological process: regulation of DNA-templated transcription.